Messenger RNA from Ornithodoros turicata, 5226 nucleotides. It is a transcript of the gene Nup188, whose product is annotated as nucleoporin NUP188-like. Gene Ontology annotation, biological process: RNA export from nucleus; protein import into nucleus. Gene Ontology annotation, molecular function: structural constituent of nuclear pore. Gene Ontology annotation, cellular component: nuclear pore inner ring. NCBI's taxonomy places the organism in Eukaryota, Metazoa, Arthropoda, Arachnida, Ixodida, Argasidae. The record is from RefSeq and is a predicted model, not a curated record. Bases 139 to 5121 code for a protein of 1660 amino acids. The transcript is spliced from 48 exons.
AGGUAACAUUUACCUUGUUAAUACAGCACGAUCUACAAGCUGCGCUGCACGUGGCCUACAAGGCUACGAGUCCAAAUGCCCGAGUCAUCAUACUAGCCUACUAUCCGAAUUUCCGAAACAAUCCAAUCCACGUGUGACAUGGCGGAGGUUCGAAGUUCUAUUCGUGACCUGUGGGUGAUAAUAUCCGGAAACACUGUAUUCAAAUCUGACGAACUCGUAAAAGCUGCGCUCGAAAGAAAUUCCGAGCAAGUUUUAAAUGCUACCGUUUACUUCACUCAAAAAUGCAAAGCCACAUACACAGCUCCAAAGGACUUCCAUCCGGACCUGUUGUCAAAGCUCAGCGGUUUGCUAGGACUAGACAAGGAUCGAAGUUAUCAGCUUUUCUGUUCCUACCUUGUCUAUGAGUAUCGUGGUACUCAUGAAGACCUGAAGACUGUGUUGAGCAGUGAACGUACCAUUCCGUGCAUCCUUCAUGAGGUAUGGAACUACUACUACACCGAGAGGCUCUUCAGCCUGUUCUGUUUGAAGUACAUCUUGGAGCACUGGCAGGACAGUUCCCAUCCCUACAGGGACCUGUUUGAAAGAUUUUUAAACAAGGUCAACAGCAAUGACGCUGUGGUAAAGAAGGUGAUCCAGCAGCUGGAAUCUCUCAUUGAUGUACCAGCACCAACACGAGAAAGUCACGGACCUUAUGUUACUAACACCUUGGCCACCCAGUGGGUCAGUUACAUGCUUCAAGAACAGUGUGAGCUACUUCAAAUCGUGCUUAUCUACUACAAAGAUAUGCAGCCAAAGACAGAAGACAUCUUGCAGCUGCUCAGCAUAUUUCAGAAGCACGGUUUUGGCCAACGUCACCCGUACCGUCGCCUUUUAAGUGAAGCUCACAGCGCCAUCCUCGACUUGAUCAGCCACCUGGAGUGCUUGGUCCUAAUUGAGAGCUUCGACUUGGCUUGGCUCAGGGCCUGCUGCGUUGAUGGCAUGACCGACCACCAUCUUCUGAAGGACAGUGCAAAAUUAUCUGAGCUGGACCGAAUCUUGUCCUCCCUCAGUGGACAAAAGGUUCAGGGCCCUGUACUGCUAGCUUGGCUGUUGGUACGGACGUGGGCCCUGCAAGACACCCCUGCUGCACCACUUGGUCGUACAGCGCUCAAACUUGACGUUUUUGGUCACUUGAACCAACUGCUUCAGCACCCUGCACUGGUCGGAAAUAGCGCCCUUGCAUUACGAGCUCACACAAUUGUGCGCGAGCUUCUGCAUUUAUUGCUGUCCACAUUUGAGCCUCACACACUUGGUCCCAUUGAGCCUCUGUUUGCUCUUUGCGAGAAGCUGCUUUCGUAUCAGUCCUUGGCUGAAAUGUUUUGGGAUCCGAGUGAAGAGACGGGACUGGAACCACUAUUCGAGGAAGCAAAGAAGGUUUUCCCACUCAAUCUGUCCCCUCUUCUUCGCUUGAUGGCAUCCUUGGCAAAGGCUGGCGACAGCAGUGCUGUGAAGGUGACGGCUUACUUUCAAGACCUCCCUUACUUUACGGAAACCUUGGAACACAUGGAAACCAGAGCGAUAUCAACUUUGCCAGAUGGUGUGACGGUCAAGCUUCUAGAAAGCAGACUGCCAUAUGGUGCAGGUUCAGUUGUCCUCCCGCAAGGCACAUGUGGCACUAUUCUUGUUUCAGAAGGCUCUUCUGUUGUACGGUGGCAAGCCAAAGUAAAUGGAUGGCAAGUCUGUCUAUUCGAGCUGGCAAAACCAAGAGAAAUGAAUGAGACCUGGUUGCGCAAGGUUUUCUACAUUUCACGGCUCCUUCACAACCUCCUUGAGUCUGAUCCUGGAGUGUACGACCUCCUGAUUCAUUUCCUCGAGGCCAUCUAUGAAAUUCUUCAGAGGUUACGAAUGCUGGCAUACCCUCCGAUCGAUGUCCUGGGCGAAUGCUUAGCCGUGGUUGCCAUCAUGGCCCAGAGGAACCCCACCGUAAUUUGGAGUCAGUUGGUGCAGACUGGCUUGCUCCCUGCACUCUCCACAAGGCCAAAGUCUUCCGUGGAGCUUGCAAAGGGCUAUUUGACAACUGAGAGCAUCCUCAGCCAGGCAAUGGCAUCUCAGGAACGUGUGAUAGGAAGGCAUCCCGUGUGCCUGGCAUUUCUCAAGUUGCUAGCCGCAGUGGCAGAGACCUUUGUGGAAGAAGUACAAGAAGACUUCCUGGCCUGCCUAGUAAUCGUCUUGCAUGACAUCUUCCCCUUGUACCACCAGUGGCCCUACGUCUCUGUGUCUGACAGGGAGCUGAUUGGUCAUCGUUGCCUGCUCAUUUUCCACAAGGUUAUCACGCUCUCCAAGACCUUUAAUCCCCAGGCUCUCGGGAGUUGUGAGCUCUGCGUGUACAGCCUUCUUCAUGGUGAUUCUGGACAGGCUUUGCUGCGGCUUAUCCUUGGAGGCGAGUCUUCCGUGACAAGGGCUAUCGAAUUUGAAGGGAGCCAACAGAGUGACGACCUGCUGAUGUCGGUCCGUCUCAGCUUCUCACUGCUGAACAGGCUUCUCCUCUUGGGGGCACCAGUAGCAUCACAAUCACCCUUGGAGAGGAGACUCCUGGUGUCUCCCACGCAGUCCAGUGCUGCCUGCAUAGUGACUUCCCUCGCCCAUUUCGUGUACCUGCGCUUUGAGCCUCGCCUCUGCACCCUCGCAUUGCAGUUGCUGAAGCGAAUAGCUAAGCUGUACCCAAUGUCCCUCCUGGCGUGUCUGGGCACGGUAGCGGAAAGCUUUCGAGACCAGGCACUGUUACGGCUGGGAAAGUUGACGGAACACGUGAGGCUCAAGGUGGCCAUCCUCGAACUGCUCACUGUCUGCAUCACCAACCAACCUGGUGUCUCCCAGCUCUUUCUUAGCGGGGGCGACAAGCAGGAUGAUAAAUCUCUUAGUCCAUGCUUGGAGAGUGUGUUGAAGAUUCUCAGAAUAAAGAAGGAGGGUGUGUACUACUGCCCUCCGGAUCUGCAUCAAGCCUGUGUCGAAGUGAUUCACGCUAUAUGGGCGUGCCACCAGCUCAGGGCUAUGGAGAGCCUGAAGAAAAAAAAGGACUUCUGGAAUCUUCUGUGUUUCCCCUUGCUAGAAAAAUCGGUGGCUAGUGAAGAUGCCCUGCUAGGGGCUUUCAUACUACGUACGAUGGCCCUGGAGCUAUAUCAUUCAAAGAAGGCAGUGGACCCUCAAGUAAAAUCCAUCUUUGAACAAGCUGAUAAGGAGGGCCUCAUAAAGGACUGGUCGAAGCUGGUCCAUACCGGUCUUCCACAACAAGAGGACCUGGACACUUCGGAGGACCUGCUCAAUAGGAGCGACAUCAGGGGAUCCCUUUCGAAUGCUCUGACACUCCUGGCUAGUUGGCGUGACCUCUGCACUGUAAUUGCCAAAUGUCCCCACAUCACGCUACCUGCGAGUGCCAAGGAAGCAAUCUUACAAGACAUCGUUCACAGCUUGAAGUCGAACGAGGUGCUCGAGAAAUUCAGAAUCAGCAUCUUACUCAGCGAGCUGUAUCUAAUUCUGCUGAAUCAGUGGGGAAGUGAUUGUCCCUCGGCCAUUACAACCUGGUGCAACAACAGUGAGCAACUGUUCAACUCGCUGGCAUCGGGAGUGACAGCGUUGCAUCCUCGACUUAUACUGUGCACGGUGGCCAUUGCCUCUUCCACAGUGAGGGUUCUCAAGAAGAAAAAGAGGACGGAGUCCAAAAAUGGUUUCCAGCUCGCUGAUGUGCGCCAAUUGGUCAGACCGCUCUGCCAGCUGCUGAAGUAUUUCUGCAGAAGGUCUAUGGAUGAACUGGGAACUACGGACCUUCUCUCGGUUCAAGUCUGCACUGGACUGGUGGUGCUACUUCGAGACAUACUCAGUGUGGACGGGGUAGCAACAGCGUGCCUUCGAACCUUGCAGGAGUUUCUCGUGGUAGCUGUCCUGGCAGAGCUCCUGUUCACAUCACUGAAGGUUCGAAAGGACCACCAAAUCGCUGCGGUUAUUUGCCAGUUGUUCCUGUCCCUGGCUUCAAACACAAAGUUUGCAGACGAAUUGCAAGGAACUGGCGUGACAGGCCAAGUGAGCUCUGUGCUUGCCUCCUGCUAUGCUGAGGGCAGUGGUAAAGGAUGGCUGCAAGUCUACCAGCUCUUUGUACAACUCGUCACGAGGCUUCUUCACACACUUCGACACUUUUUUGUGGAGGACGCACUCUCAUUUGCUGUUCUGCACUUGGACCGGCUACAUUCGUGCCUGAAGCAAGUACGGAGGAACCCGUGUUCCGUCGAAGAGGCAUUGGUCACGUGCCACCUUGUGUUCAACCUGGUGGCAUUGCGCAGCUCUUGGGUGUGCGACGGCCCUAACCCUAUGACGGUGCUCAUGAGAGGGGUCUCCUCCGCAACUUGUGCCACAAUUGCCUACCUGAGCAGACCGAGUUUGUUGCAGCACCUAGUUGAAUACAAGAAAGGCACCGUGACCCACGCCAUGCUGGAAGAAGAGCAGAGUCACCCAAAGCGUCAACUGUCCACCGAAGAGGUACCUGACCCGUCCCCGCAACUCUUGGAAGCAAAGACAAAACUGCAGGAGCUCUUGGCCAUCUGUCUGAAUUGCUGCCAACAGUUCAGUCCCAGCGUGUCCGAGGCAGUCUCGGACCAGGGUUUGGACGUCGAUCACUGGCAGCCGAUCGUCUGCCUGUCCUUUGCUUCACCCUCUCUGGAGCAGGAAGAUGCCCUCACCUUUGGCACGCUUCUGGCCGCGGCACACUUGUGCGUCAAGACGCUUACCAAGACCGACCGCAUGCAGUCACCAGCUGGAAGCAGCAAGCCACCAGCUAGUGCAAGGUCUUUGAUUUGUACAGAAAGGUCGCUGGUGCUCAUGAUCCUCGAAGUCAGCCUAUCUAUAUCCACGUCCCAGGCAGUCCUGUACAGAUUGCUUCCCAACGUCCCACCACGCGAGAAGCAGUUCCUGUCCCGGGAACUCAGCGCUGAAAUGGGUUCCGUGAAAAUGCAAGUGCAGCGCCACCUGAGGAGAGGGACGCCAGCCUCGCCCAGCAGUUCCAGGACUAGCUUGCAAGUUCCACCGGACCCCAGCUCAGAAUGGGGUCUGGUUCAGCUGUUCAUCAACAUCGUGGACAAGGUGUUCAAAUGAACACAGAUAAUAGCGCUUUUUAUAUAAUGCUGUUGUGUAAAUAUGCUCGGAAAAAAAUAUCAUGGAAAGAAUGAAUUUUAAUUAAUAACGUAGUCGUAAUAAUUU